AUGCCUUUCAUUCAGGACUCGCACCUUCCUCUUUCGUCGUUUGUUAAGACGCAUAUCGACAUCCCGGAUUAUCUCGACCCGUCCUUAUCUCCCUAUACCAUAAUGGAUGGCGGGUCCCCAACCCACGGAGACGUGUAUAGACAAGCCUCCGUCGGCACUUUCUCAACUUCUGAAGCUUUAGAACUUGCUCGAGAAAGUGAGGAAGCUGCUGAAGAUCCAAUCAUCGUCGGUAUUUUGGAGGUCGCCAUCAACAACAUCUGGAUUAAGAUUCAACAGCAACCUACAUCGUAUGUCAUGACCACAGGAACCGAUGAUCUGUUUGACUCGAGAGAUGUUCAUGUCGAUGCUGAUUUCCGACUGCUUGGGACCAAUUAUGAGCCUGACAGGAAUAUUCGAACAACCACCAAAAACUUCAAAAUAUAUCUUCUCGUUUUUUUGACCUGUGGUCUGUCAUUGAUAUGGCUUUUACCAUCAUGUCUUUCAAACGAGAAGGUCGAUACAUUACCGAAACCUCAUCUGGUCAAAUAUUCUUCUACUCCCGCACCAUCUGCCACGCCUUCUUCCGCCGUGCUUGAAGUAUUUCAAGUGUAUCAACCAGUUCUCAUCCCUCCUGGUGUUACCGAUGAGACGGCAUCAUACAAUGGAGUGGAGGAUACGGCGAUAAUUGCGUCGACGAAUGAUGCUACUAGCUGCAAGGUUGUUUUGAUGGAACACACCUUUGGCUACAGCUAUGGCAUCCCCUUUGUUGGCAAUUACACACCACCUGGCUGCAAGUUCAACAGAGUGGUUAUGAAUUUCACCGUCACUUCAAGUGGUCGUCAAUUCGAUCGGCUCGCAAUAAUGUACUUUGGCGACUCCGAGGUUUGGAGAACAUCUACCGCAGAACCAACUACUGCUGGAAUCAGAUGGGAAUAUCUUAAGGAUAUGACCGAAUAUCUUUAUUUUUGGAACUCUCCUCAAACUCUCAUUUUCGAUCUUGGAAACUUGAUCGAUAGCACCUACACUGGAUACUACUACACCACUCUUACAGCUACUUUCUUCACGAGUCAAGAAACUGUCGAACCGGCUGAUUUGAUUCUUCCCAUUUCCGCAAGACAUGGUGCAGACGAUUCUGUGAGCGUCUUCACGUUACCAGGCGACAAUGCUACCAACACGAUUGCAUUUCCACGAAAUGCCAAUCGUGCUGUUUUUUCCAUUUCAGCAUGUGGUCAGUCAACCGAGGAAUUUUGGUGGGGCAAUGUGCUUCAGUCGGAUAUCGAAGCAUUUGAGGACUACGACGGAACACUUUAUGGAUAUUCACCAUUCCGUGAAGUCCAAGUGUUGAUCGAUGGUCAACUAGCUGGAGUGCAAUGGCCGUUUCCCGUCGUCUUUACUGGUGGUAUUGUACCAGGGCUUUGGAGACCAAUUGUAGGGCUUGAUGCUUUUGAUCUUCGAGAACACGAGAUUGAUAUCACUCCUUGGUUACCGAUUCUCUGCGAUGGAUCUGAGCAUACAUUCGAAAUCCGAGUCGCGGGUGUUAUAGAUGAUGAGGAAGGAAGUGGUACACUCAUUGAUACAGUCGGUAGCUACUGGCUUGUCACAGGGAAAAUCUUCAUUUGGCUUGACUCCAAUGACUCUGUCACCACCGGUACAGCACCCAAAAUUUUUCUUCCAGCUCCCAUCAUCACCACCUCGCACGUUCUUACUCAAAAUGCAUCUGGGGCAAAUGAGACACUCACUUACAUAACUAAUGUCCAACGUUCGCUCUCUAUUUCAUCCACUAUUAUCACGGAAAAUGGCACUACCACCUCUACAUGGACACAAGAACUAAGCGCCCUAAACUAUGGCCAGUACACCGCUUUCGGCGCCAUCCAAAUAAACAAUGCAACAACCUACGGUAUCGAUACCUCGAAACUAGGAAGUUCCACAAAAUACAAAUCCGAAUACACAUACCCUGUCUGGGUAAACACAACAUACCUAGUCCUCUCCUCCACAAACUACACCCUCGAGGCCACCAUAACUCGUGGUCUCGACCUCGUCAUCUCCGGUGACUCCGUCUUCCCAUCCGGUCUCCAACCCUUUACCUACCUCCCCUCCUCCGCGCCUCUCAUCGCCGGUUUCUCAGGAACUCAUCUUUCAACCACUCAAGACGGAUCCGCCACCUAUCUAGGUACAUCUGCCGGCAGUUCUGGCUUCGGAAGUACCAAUCAGAUUUUCCAAUUCAGUGGACUAGAUAUCAAUAAUGAUGCUUCGGAUACGGAAUUAUAUUAUCGCAAUGUUCAAGCAGUUAAUUCAACUAUUGUGUAUGAUGAGGAAAGAUUAGUCGGCACCGAAAUUGGAAAAUACAGUAAUCCGAGACCCGGAGGUGCCUAUUUGAGUCAGAGUGUUAUGAGCCCUAAGGAAGCUAUUGGGAGGGGAAAGGGAAAUCCUAAACAGUUGCUUGUAGGUGGAGGUGCAUAG
Sclerotinia sclerotiorum 1980 UF-70 is the source of this 2439-nucleotide messenger RNA. RefSeq lists its product as hypothetical. Lineage: Eukaryota; Fungi; Ascomycota; Leotiomycetes; Helotiales; Sclerotiniaceae. The record is from RefSeq and is a predicted model, not a curated record. The transcript is spliced from 3 exons. The coding region runs from base 1 to 2439 and encodes 812 amino acids.